Messenger RNA from Lacerta agilis (Sand lizard), 1434 nucleotides. It is a transcript of the gene ONECUT3, whose product is annotated as one cut homeobox 3. Lineage: Eukaryota; Metazoa; Chordata; Lepidosauria; Squamata; Lacertidae. The coding region runs from base 49 to 1425 and encodes 458 amino acids. Gene Ontology annotation, molecular function: DNA-binding transcription factor activity, RNA polymerase II-specific; RNA polymerase II cis-regulatory region sequence-specific DNA binding. Gene Ontology annotation, biological process: regulation of transcription by RNA polymerase II. Gene Ontology annotation, cellular component: nucleus. The record is from RefSeq and is a predicted model, not a curated record. The transcript has 2 exons.
GGAGGAGGAGGAGGAGGGAUCGCCUGGCAGGGGGAGAGCGAGCGAGCGAUGGAGUUGAGCCUCGACGGGCUCGGCAACCUCCACCAGGCCGGGGAGCUCUUGAGCCCCGCCGGGGCGCACGCCAGGCAGCCUCCGCCUCCUCCGCCGCCUCCCCCUCCGCCUCCUCCCCCGUCGGCGCACCGCAACCUCGUCUCCUCUCACGGCAGGCCGGCCAUGGUCUCCAGCAUGGCGUCCAUCCUCGACGGGGCGGGAGAAUACCGGCCGGAGCACACCCUGGGCGGGCCGCUCCACCCGGCCAUGAGCAUGGCUUGCGAGUCGCCGUCCGGGAUGAGCACCUACACGACCCUGACUCCCCUGCAGCACCUGCCGCCCAUCUCCACCGUCUCCGAGAAGUUCCACCACCACCACCACCACGCUCACCACCACGCUCACCACCACCCGCACCACCCGCCGCACCACCAGCGGCUGUCCGGGAGCGUCAGCGGCAGCUUCACCCUCAUGCGCGAGGAGCGCAGCUUGGCCGCCUCCAUGGGGAACCUGUACGGCCACUACCCGAAGGACAUGCCCUCUAUGGGGCAAGCCCUGUCGCCCCUCUCCAACGGCCUGAGCCUACACAACGGGCAGCAGUCGCUGGCCCCCUACGGGCCCGGCGCCCACCUGGCCGGAGACAAGUUGCUGUCCCCCAACGGCUUCGACCCUCACAUGCUUUCCAGGAGCGAGGAACACCUGGCGCGGGGUCUAGGGGCCCCGGGAUCCGGCAUGAUGCCCUCGCUCAACGGCAUGCACCCCCACGGAGGGCACCCCCACGGGCAAGCCAACGGCGCUCUGCUGGGCGAGCGGGAGAGGCAAGCUUCGUCGGCGUCCGGCUCGCAGGCAGGGGGCUCCGGGCAGGUGGAGGAGAUCAACACUAAGGAAGUGGCGCAGCGGAUCACGGCCGAGCUGAAGCGCUACAGCAUCCCGCAGGCCAUAUUCGCCCAGCGGAUCCUGUGUCGCUCGCAGGGCACCCUCUCCGACCUCUUGAGGAACCCCAAGCCGUGGAGUAAGCUCAAGUCCGGGCGGGAGACCUUCCGAAGGAUGUGGAAAUGGUUGCAGGAGCCCGAGUUCCAGAGGAUGUCUGCCUUGAGGCUGGCGGCAUGCAAACGUAAAGAACAGGAGCAGCAGAAGGACAGGAACCUGCAGCCGAAGAAGCAGCGCCUCGUCUUCACGGACCUCCAGCGCCGCACCCUGAUCGCCAUCUUCAAGGAGAACAAGCGGCCUUCCAAGGAGAUGCAGAUGACCAUCUCUCAGCAGCUGGGCCUGGAACUCAACACCGUCAGCAACUUCUUCAUGAACGCCCGACGGAGGUGCAUGAACCGUUGGCAGGAAGACCCAGGCGCCAACCCCGGGGUCCCCUCUUCAUCUACAAGCACUUUUUCCAAAGCAUGAUCUCCUCCU